Spirometra erinaceieuropaei is the source of this 6030-nucleotide messenger RNA. NCBI's taxonomy places the organism in Eukaryota, Metazoa, Platyhelminthes, Cestoda, Diphyllobothriidea, Diphyllobothriidae. The record is from the annotation of a GenBank genome assembly.
AUGAUUGCAGCAGUGAAAUCAAUCUUUUGUCAGACGGAGGCAACGGAGGAGACUAAGAACCUCAUCCGACACCAAGUGUCGUCUCUCCUGAUGGCCCACAGGCCGCGGGAAGUGCUUUACAAGGUCGAACGUGAUGCGCUUAGAGAACUCAAGGCCGACAAAGACCUGGUCAUCGUGCCAGCGGACAGGGGGCGCUCCACGGUUGUGCUGGACAGGACAGACUGCCUUCAAAAAGCCAAAGUUUUACUGGAGGACCGACAGUUCUAUGUCCCAUGUGCAACGAACCCUGUAAAAGCGCUGACACGCGAAAUCAAUGCUACGUGGUUGGCCUUGGAGAACUCAGGUGCAAUAACACCGACCGACAGACGCAUGGCGAGACCCCAAAAUACGGCUUUGGCCCGAUUCUAUGGCCUCCCUAAGGUGCACAAAGACGGCGUUCCUCUCCAACCCAUCGUGUCGCUCAAAGGGACUCCAACGUACGGACUGGCUAAGUGGCUGUUCCGGAGUCUCAAGUUCCUGACCGCUGAGUCAGACACCACGGUCUCUUCGUCAACACAAUUCCUGGAGAAACUCAAAGGGGUAAGCAUACAUCCAAAUGAGGUCAUGGUAUCUGUUGAUGUUACAUCCCUUUUUACUUCUAUUCCCCAGGACCUGGCGAUCGAGACAAUUGAAAUGCUACUAAAAAAGCAAAUACGAUGAAACGGAGAACCGUCUUGGAUACGCCCAAAUCCUUCAGCACCUGAAGCUCUGCCUCAGGACGUACUUCACGUUCGACAGGACAAUCUACGAACAGGUGAAGGGCACACCAAUGGGUUCGCCGAUUUCGGGAUUCAUCGCCGAGGCGGUCCUGCAACGGUUAGAGUCGCUGGUCUUCCAACACCACAGACCGAAAUUCUGGGCCCGGUAUGUGGAUGAUACCUUCGUCGUCAUCGAACGGGAUCAGGUGUUGACAUUCCAAGAACAUCUCAACGCCGUCUUCGCGGACAUUCAAUUUACGAUGGAGGAGGAAGAGAACAACCAGCUGGCCUUCCUGGAUGUCCUCGUAUGCCGCAAGGAUUUUGGUGGACUAAAGACCAAAGUGUUCAGGAAAGCGACAAAUACGAUGCAAGUACUGAACUUCAACACUAACCACCCAAUCAGCCACAAACGCAGUUGUGUAAGGACGCUCUAUCGGCGUGUCGAAACGCACUGCAGUGAGCCGGAAGACAAAAUUGCUGAAAUACAAUACCUCCGACGGAUCUUCAAAGCCAAUGGAUACCCGCGCAACUUCUUCGACCGGUGCAUACGCAAAAGGGACGAAAGGCCUAACCGCACGGACACCAAGUCUUGGCGGGCACUUCCGUAUGUCAAGAACGUUUCGGAAGCUGUCGGCCGCCUUCUCGCACCACUUGGGGUUGGAGUGGCACACAGACCGGAGGCAACCAUCAGGCAUCUGAUCAUGAAACCGAAAGACCCACUGCCACGGCUAGAAACGUCUGGAGUCGUUUGUCGGAUCUGGUGCAGUUGCGGACAAAGCAACUACGUCGGAGGAACCGGAAGACAGCUCCAAACGAGAAUGGCCGAGCACGCGGCAGCGGUGCGCAGAAAUGACGCCAGCUCUCAAGUUGCGGCUCAUUCGACGAGAUCCGGCCACGCAUUUAAAUUCGAUGAGGCCGAAAUUCUCGCAGAAGGUGACAACCGAGUGAGCCGGGACCUACUGGAAUCAUGGUUUCCUGGCCCCCAGUCCAUCAACAAGUGCAACGAUCUUCCCAUUCAAUACAGCGUGCUGAGACUUCGUCUAGGCGGAGUAAUUGGCCACGCGCGGAGCGCACUGGUGAACACUCUUCCCAACACCCGGGUCAACGCGUCAGAUGGUCGAGCAAUCAUCACGCUAACAUCCAACGCACGUGAUGAAAUUGCAGCAAUUAUCGACUCGAAUGUCGGCCAUCAAGCAAUGAUCACACCAAGUCUGACAAUCCCGGAUGAAAGGGAAGCCGUGAACGUUCAUAGGUAUGCGGUAGCAUGGCUGCUGCAUCCUAUAAAUACCGCAGCCCCUUGUGCAAAAACCACCCGUUUCUGCUCUUAUGUCUCUGUUGAUGGAUUCGAGUAGGAAUUCUAAACGUCAGGCUAAUAAAGCUCUUGUCCCGGCGAUCGUGUCUCCUUCUUCAUUUCUACUGUGUGCCUACAUGGAACUAUACGAUCUUCUGUGAAAAUUUUCAACAGCCCAAGCACUUCCAAUUAAAAGAAUUCGAAGUGAAAUUAAACAUCCGCACCGGAUUCCGGACUCUUUUAUUCUGAAGGAUGAAUAGGCCACAACUUAGUGGAAAAAUUUGAGAAAACAAUUGUUAUGUAGUAAGCCAGCAUUGAAACUAGAUCGACGUCCUAGACAACCGCGUUUAACCAGAACUUCGAAGUUAAAACCCAACCAGUGAAUACUUACAAUUGUCCUUUUACCUACUCGGAGACUAAUAUAAGGUUAAUUCAGUCGAGCAGAUUUCUCAUGCAUCCUGAUAGUAUGGAUAGGUGGUCCCUUAAAUUUUCUUAAAUGACCAUUUGCUAUUUAAUUGUACGCUGCACUUCCAGUUAAACUGGAUUAACGUUUGCGAGUACACACUUUUGCUUUGCUAAACUACGGCCAAACUACUUGACUGAAAAGAAUGUAUAGAAGUCAUUUAGAAGUUCCAUCCGUCCUACAGCGUUCCAGCAAGGCAGUCUAAAUUCUUGCACCAGCAGGCAGUUGAUGACCAAACGACCGGCAGAGGGCGAUACGCGAGCCCUACACUGAUUAAAACGGAGCUCAACCUACUCAUAUAUACGUCCAACCAAGCUUGCUUUGCCUUUACAAAUCACAGUCACCUCCUAAUAACACACAUUCCCGACCCUUGUCCUCAAGACUAGAUCAUAAUCUUCACCACCGCAAUAGCAAGCUCAGACCACCAUUAGCCGCUUGUUCCCGUCAUAGUGCAACAAUGUGUUCUUACAAUUGCACUGCACUGUCGUUCGCUUAUGGUAUUGAAUAACUGAAAGCGUGCAAUAAACUGCAAAAUUACAUGUGUGGGACCUCACCAGCAACACUAGCUGUGCGUUAUCUCACAACACACUAUUGCAUUGUUUCAUUUGCCGCUCUUGUUAGUCGAUACUCUAAAAAUUACCACAAAACAUUUCCUAACAGCAGAUACCUGAAUUACUUCCUAUUUAAUAAUUCAGUGAUGAUCAGACUCACCCUUUGGCUUUCAUUUUUUAAUUUCGCAGCCAUUUAUAUUGAUGACCUUGCCAUCAUUAAUCGCUCCAAAUUUUAAUGUGGUAGAAGAUUAUUUGAUCGUGUGUCAGGAAGAUAACUAGAAAUGGACCGUUGUUGAAUGAUCACUAGUUUGUCCAGAGUGAUGACAGUUCACCUGUCACAUUCACAUCUCUUCUGACGACGCUUUGUCCUUACGCGGUAGUUUAUGGCUUUAUCCUCCCCCGUCAUCGGAGAUCUUUCAUCAUGAUUUCAAAAAUCGGCCAAGCACGCGUUUUUGGGUUUUUUGGCUAGUAUCUUUGUUGUCCGUAUGCUAUACUGUAGUCCCAGUAUUUUCUACUAGUCGCCUGCAGGCACUUUAGUGAAUGUAAAACGGUUCUCUGCCCGUGGCUAAUGGCAAUAGGUCCAAAAGCUCCUGCCAGAUUUCUGUCUGCACGUACAGACUUUUGUUCAAACUAAUUUUGCUCCAUGUUGGCGAAGAAUGUUUACGAAUAUUAUAAGGCACCGAAAAAAACUGACCUAUGCGGCAGGCUCGAACAUGCAAUCUGACACAAUGGUGGUGCCCCUAACCUCUUGAGCAGUCACUAUUGUUUUCCCAUCACGUUUGCUGGCUUGUUCGCAAGCGCGUCUUGCAAAUGGCAUGUAUAGUUUGCACCAACUUGCGAAUUCUCGAAGUUGCUUACAAGCGAUUAAAUUAAAAGUGUGCGUUAAAAGACACAGUACGCUCAUCUCAUGACAUACUACCUACACGGUAUUGCGUGUUCAUGUAACUGUUUACCAAAUAUGGAUUUUUUAUGAUAAAAUCAUGAAUCUACUUACUUGAGUAUGGAUUUUUUAUAGAAACCAUGGCUGCUGGCACCAGAUAUUCUGGUCGCUCGUAGCCGACAAAUACGGAAAUGUUGAAGAUAUCCAGUGGUUUUAGGCCAGAGACCGUGUAUGUUCCAUUAAAAUCGUCAUAAUCGAAUACGAACAGUCUCUCCUCGACAUCCACAACAAAGAAUUUGCUUUCCGAAUUGGUGUUGAUUGGUGGCUUCCAGGCCAGCUUAAUGGAUGUGUUACUAAUUGCCUCAGCAGUCAGAUCUCUCGGCAUGUCAGUACCUUGCACCAAAGAGAAGAAACACCAAGAUAAUGAUAUCGAAUUGAGAGAUAACCUGCGUGUUUUCUGCAGGUAAUAGUAAAUUACAAGGAGCAAGUUGGUUACAUUAAUCUAUAUUCAUGCAAGAUAACUUAAAAUGUAACCUUUUGCAAACGUUGUUGCAGUUGCCUCCGCCGGGGUGCCGAAGUAAUGUUUUCCUGCAUAUUUACCCUCCAAAGUCAUUGUGUAGGUCGUCGACGGGUCAAGAUUCCCGACCAAAGUCCUGCCGCCUGUGCCAACCAGCCGGCUUUUUCGAUGGCCUGUAAUGUUCAGGCGAUAAUUGUCAAAUUGAAUAUUAUGAUCCAUUGGAUGUUCCCAGGUUACUCUUAUUGUAUUCGAGCUGUACACAUCAAGCCUCAUUGCAGUUGGCCGAUCAUCGCCUAAAAGAUAGGAUACAUUGGUUAGUAGGGCCAGCGAACAUUUGGCAUUUGGCUUGCGUUCUCUGAAUUUAAGUUAAAUAAUGGGCUAUUUUCCGGUACGAUGAAAAUCCCUAUACUUUACAAUGACUACGUCAAUCAGGUAACCGCUAGCAACGUAGACUGUUAUCCAGACUGUUGCAAGUGAUGACUUGUGUGUCUGUGUGUAUGACAUUCAAAGUGUUGUACGUGUGCUUCCCCCACGAAUACAACAUCGUCACUCCGCCGACCUCCACAGCGACGGCACGCAGCACUGCCACCAUCGUCGCGGCCACAACCAUCACCAAUGUUGUCGACGAUCAAACUGCGGAUUUCCUGAUGUCCCAUCACACCCGCCAGAUACCCAACGACGACUAUUGCUACCUCAUCAGUCCACGCCGCGCGUAAUAACACUCUUGACACCUAAUGGAGCGUAAACUCAACAACUUUCUCUUGUAACAUCGGAAUUUCGGAAUCGAUUCCAACCUAUUCUCAUUGAGAUCGCACCUUUACCCCACGUGCGAGCCUGGUCAGUCACUUGACAGUUCAUCUCAUCACGACUGGUGCACAAGUGCCGGGAACCCUGAAUUACAAUCAGCGCAUCUAAAUGGACUCUCGGCGUUAUCCCUGCAUUCCUAUUCGGCCACAUCAGCAUAAAAGACUGUGAAAUCUAUCACAGUGUCGACAGCCAAGCACAUCUCGUGCAACCGGUAGCUCUCCCACAUUUAUCACCACCUACUUCUUCUCUGCCAUCGUGGCGAACGCUAGCAGCAUCACCAACGCAACCAACCUAUUCAGCUAAAUUAUCACCGCAUAUACAAAUCAUGCAUCGGCCUGAUUGGUCGCCUUCGAAUCCACUGCACAGUCACUGGCGAACCAUUGCCCGGGGCAUUGAAAAACAUCACCGCAACAGUAUCAAUCAUCUAACCUACUAACGCACAUUUAGUUAACGCCUGGGCCUACUGGGUCACUUGCACAUUCAUUAAGACUUGAAGUAUGACACCCUCAGUUAAAACCGUCAUUACGGUUGAACCUCACCGGCACACAAGAAUCUGUCCCUCAUCAGCCGGCAGGGGUGAGAACCAGGCUCCACUCACGUGCUCUUCGUGCAAUCGUGGUUCUUUUUACCCAGAGCAGGGUAUGUGAUGGUACGCACAGUUUCGGGUUUUUUCCUUAUCCUAUCUCCGUUCAUCUUGAUUCUCUCCUGACAUCGAAUCGAGGUGAGGGAGGAGGAGGAGGAGGAGGAGGAGGAGGAGGAGGAGGAGGAGCAGUGUUUGCGGUAA